AUGGCGCCUAAGAAAGCUGCAAAGCCAGCAAAGGGCGGGAAGAAGGUCAAGGCCAAGAAGGACCCAGACGCCCCUAAGCGGGGGACUCCCGCGUACAUCUUCUUCAUGAAAGACAAGAGGGAGGAGAUCUGUAAGAAGAACCCCAACGUCAAGUCAGCGACGGAAAUCGCGGCCCUUGUUGGGGAGGAGUGGAAAAAGCUGAGCCCUUCGCAAAAGGCGCCCUAUGAGAAGAAGGCCGAGGCGGACAAGCUGCGCUACCAGAGGGAGGUUGCGGCGUACAAGAAGAAGAAGGCUGGCCAGUGA
Molecule: messenger RNA, 303 nt
Organism: Cyclospora cayetanensis
Lineage: Eukaryota; Apicomplexa; Conoidasida; Eucoccidiorida; Eimeriidae
Product: non-histone chromosomal protein 6
Exons: 1
Coding region: 1-303 (100 amino acids)
Source: RefSeq, a predicted model, not a curated record